CAACGCGCGAGUCUGAGCGGUUGGUCCAUUGGGGUGGACCACGUGCUUUUUGGAGUGGUGUCGCGAGGCGUCAGAACAUCUUGCUGCGACUCCUCUGUUUUGAAAGUAUCUGAUCCCACAACCAGCAUCAUGGAAGGUUUGACAGUAGUGACCAACCCCACAGUGAAUGUGCGCAUAACAAACACCAUCUCCUCCUUCGAGAUGACGCGCAGGUUCAAUAGAGGAAUUAGUAUAGCAGAACUAAAGGGAAAAUUGGAGAUGCUUGUGGGUGCAUCUCCCGCCUCCAUGGACCUGGAAUUGUUCAGCGUCUCUGACAUAUUCCUGCAGAAAAUGGAUGACAAUGAAGCUUUGCUGGGUUCCUAUUCUGUGGAUGAUAACUGCAGAAUACAUGUUAUUGAUAACAGUGGUCAGAUUAACGAGUUCACUGAUGUUUCCAAAGUGGAGAAGUUUGAACUACCAGAUGACGCCUAUGGAAAGAGACCAGACUCAAUGAGGUCGUUCAUGAAGAAACAGGGUGUCGGUCAAUUCAACGAGGAAGAACAGGCCAAGAAGAAAGCUGUCAUUGCUGCUCGGAACGACGAGCAGAAGGCUGCUGCUGAUGCUCUGUCUGUUGGCAACAGAUGCAAAGUGCAGGUCCCUGGACAACCCACCAAGCUUGCCACGGUCAUGUAUGUUGGUACAGCAGAUUUCAAGCCAGGCCACUGGGUUGGAGUGAAGUACGAUGAGCCUAUGGGAAAGCACGAUGGAACUGUUGCCGGGAAGAAAUACUUUCAGUGCGAGAACAAAUAUGGUGGAUUUGUGAAGCCGCUGAGUGUGAUUGUGGGAGACUUUCCUGAGGAGGUUUAUGAUUUUGAUGAGAUGUAGGACUGUUAUGUGACAAAAUAAAUUUAAGUGUGAAUCUCAAGAUGCUUCAUUCACCAACCAGAGAUUGUCAUCGUACUUUCUCUCUCUCGAGGGUAUAAUCUCAAGAGUCAAAAACGUUUUUUUGGUUUAAGUUCCCUCUCACUAACGCUGAUGCAACUGAUAGAUGUGAAUGUCAGGCAGUACAUCUCUGUGUGAUGAAUAUGGUAAUAGUUCAGGAUGUUUACACCCAACAUGGUUUGAUAAAGGAGGGGUUGUGUUGCAUAAAGGUUAUAUGUGGUUCUUCACUUCAUGCACUUCUGUUCAGUGUAGUUUAGUACUUUUUGCUUCCACACAUUCUCAACAUGGCAGUCUUAUAUGUAAUCUAAAAGUCUCUAUUGACAGUUCAGAUAACAACUUAAUUUCUCCACAUUUAAUUUGUAUCAGUUUUUUCAAACAUGGUUGUGUAUAACUCUAUAGUUAACUGUAGUCUUAGGAUUUUUUUGGAGAAUAUAAAUUGCUGAGUUAGUGGUCAAAGGAAAAACACCCCCUUAAUUACUUUGAAACUGAAAAAAGUGUGAUUGUACGUUGUAUUUCAGACUAACAUGAUAUCGCAUACCGAUCAAUGAUCAACAUCAGUGCUUAAUGGUCAAACUCAUUCCGCCAAAUUGUGCUCAUGUUUGACAGACAAUAAAUUGUUAAAAAAGAGGAAAGAACAAUAAGUCUCCACCAAGAUCUUUGUCCUUUUCAUUCAUUUUGUGCUUGUACUGUGUAAAACCCAAUGUGUGUUUCCAAGUGGAAAUAAUAUGUAAUUCCCUUUAACUGACAUGAGUUCCUCUUGUUAAACAUUAAAUAGUUUGCAGUUAAAUGUUUCCUGCUUAUAUUGAACCACUGGGAAUUGAUUUGCCUUGACAGAUGAGGCCCAAUCUUACAUA
Messenger RNA from Anarrhichthys ocellatus (wolf-eel), 1775 nucleotides. It is a transcript of the gene tbcb, whose product is annotated as tubulin folding cofactor B. NCBI's taxonomy places the organism in Eukaryota, Metazoa, Chordata, Actinopteri, Perciformes, Anarhichadidae. Gene Ontology annotation, cellular component: nucleus; microtubule plus-end; cell cortex. Gene Ontology annotation, biological process: cytoplasmic microtubule organization; tubulin complex assembly; post-chaperonin tubulin folding pathway. The record is from RefSeq and is a predicted model, not a curated record. The coding region runs from base 130 to 864 and encodes 244 amino acids. Gene Ontology annotation, molecular function: alpha-tubulin binding; microtubule plus-end binding. The transcript is spliced from 7 exons.